Phyllopteryx taeniolatus (common seadragon) is the source of this 1037-nucleotide messenger RNA. It is a transcript of the gene chchd4b, whose product is annotated as coiled-coil-helix-coiled-coil-helix domain containing 4b. Gene Ontology annotation, biological process: protein import into mitochondrial intermembrane space. Gene Ontology annotation, molecular function: protein-disulfide reductase activity. Bases 49 to 582 code for a protein of 177 amino acids. The transcript is spliced from 3 exons. Gene Ontology annotation, cellular component: mitochondrial intermembrane space. The record is from RefSeq and is a predicted model, not a curated record. Lineage: Eukaryota; Metazoa; Chordata; Actinopteri; Syngnathiformes; Syngnathidae.
AGAUGCUUGACACGCUGUGAUAUUGUCCUAUGAGUGCGACAUGUUUCUAUGACACCAACUUUACCCGGCGGGCUGCUGCACCAAAUCGGGUUUCACAUCUUCAUUUGGGAAGAAAUGACUACAGUCAGGCAAGAAGGUAAAGACAAAAUAAUCUUUGUCACCAAAGAGGAUCAUGCAACACCCAGCAACGCUGAGCUUGUUGAGGAAAACCCCGAUGAUCCCUAUGAGGAGCGAGGCUUGAUUCUUCCCAAUGGGGACAUUAACUGGAACUGCCUCUGUUUGGGCGGGAUGGCCAGUGGUCCCUGUGGGACCGAGUUUAAGGAGGCCUUCUCCUGUUUCCACUACAGUAAAGAAGAGGUGAAGGGCUCAGAGUGCCUAGAUCAGUUCAGAACAAUGCAAGAGUGCAUGCAGCGCUAUCCAGAACUCUACCCUCAAGAAGAAGACGAUGUCCCAGAAGAAAACACAUCUAAAGCAGAACCGACCACAGAAGACGCUACCGCUACUGAUUCCAAGUCCAUAUUUGACUCUGUUCAGGCAUCAGACAGCACACAAGCAAGUGUAGGGAGUCCACUAGAAAGCUAGUAACUGCUAUCAGUGUGAGAAAGUCAAAACUUAUUGUUCUUUAAGAUGAGCCAUGAUGUGCUAGUGUUACUCCGUUGCAUUUUUUGUCUGAAAACCAAUGUUUCUAAAAGACUUUAGCUGGGCGCACAAGAAACUCAAGAAACGGAGAACAAAUGUUUAUUUAUGCUGACGCUUUCAUCUCCGUUCUUUGGUGGAUACUAACUCUCACUGGUGUGUCAGUUGCAUUUCAUAUAUAAUGGACGUUACACACAUUUUUAUGUACUGUGCUGCGUAGAGCGAAUGAAUGAAGACAUUUAAGAAUUGAGCUUUCCAGGGUGUUAGUGUGGGGCCAAGCCUUCUGCUAAGCGGACUCAAAGCAUUUACCUCAACUGUUCCAAUGGCUUUCAAAUCACUGAACCUGUUAAAAUAAAUACUGAUGAAUAAUUUGUGAUAAAAUUGAUCAUUGACUACAUUGA